UUGACCUUCAAGUGCACAGCAGCCACUGACAGAAGGCGAUACUCCUAAAGCGCUGCCUUUCAACUCCCUUUGUGGCGUCACACCACUUUGAUGAGUGUAGGUAGGUGGCUAUCUGUCAUCGCCUCGAUAAAAACAACACAAUAUUCACCUUCGGGAUUAUCAAGGCACCUAAAAUAUACCUUACCAUUCAAGGCGGGUCAGAAUUACCGAUAUUACUCCACCGUGGCAAUUCCUUUUACGAAGCUAGUUGAGAACAUUCUAUCCAACUGAGUCUGAAAAUCUAUGUUGACAUUAAGUUUAGAUGCGUGUCUGUCAGCAUUUGAUGAGGAACCAGGGGAGUACUACAUAGUUGGUUUUAAAGGUUCAUGCUACUAUUAUCAUUAUGGUGCUCAAGGUGUGAAUGACCAAGGCUGGGGCUGUGGCUACAGAACACUGCAAACCACUUUAUCUUGGUACAAGCUUACGAAAUCCUGUCCUUUCGAUGUACCUACUUUACUUGAAGUUCAAAAUAUAUUGCAUGAAAUUGGGGACAAGCCUAGAGCUUUUGUAGGCUCUCAUGAUUGGAUUGGAACAUACGAAUGUGGAUUAGUAAUACAAUACGUGACAAAGAUAAUACGUGUGGAGAAUGGCCUUUUUACGGAGGAAAUCAUCGAAUUGCUUGUUGAUCAUUUUCAAGCACACGGAUCACCAGUCAUGCUCGGAGGACACGACGACAGUUCAUCAAAAGGAAUCAUUGCAGUAAAAACGUUUCCUGAUCAGCCAACAAUGUUGCUAAUUUGUAUCUCGUUUGUGUUACGAACAUGUGUGUAGAUUAAGAUUUAUACCCGACAAUUAAACCAAUACCUAAAAUCUUUGACUCAACAGUCUAACACUUUGUAAACUAAAUGGUUUAAACCACUCAUUAAUUAAUAAAAUUAUUCAUUAUCAACCAUAUUCAUCUUACACUUGAACAUAAAUAUAAGAGGAAAUGAAUGGUGCAAAACACUACCAGACUAUACACAACAGUGUAUAUAUUACUUAAGUGAAUCCAGCAUCAGUCCAGGCUAAAAUUCCAUUUGCUUUUAAAUAUGGCGAAAUGCUCCUAAUACUACCAAUGAAUUUGUAUACACAAACCCGAACAGCGAUGAAAGCUUUUGUAAACCUGAAUACGAAGUCCCAAAUGUGGUUCUUCAAGUUUUGUUUGUGGAUUUUAAACAUUAGUGUUUACUAAGUUAUCAGCAUGGAAGUCUGAAAUCCACAUCUAUUAACCCAAUGGGGAACUAAGAGUGAAAGCAUAUCAAUGAUCAAGGCGACUACAACCAACCAAUACGCUGCAACUUGGUAUCACGUAGUGAGGCGUGAUAUACUAUUACAUACAUGAAAUAGUUGAAUCUAAAUGACGAUUUAAUUUCGCUUUAGUAUUUAUAUCCUGUGCAUUUAUCAAGUGUGAUGUCUGUAGAGUAAAUAUGACCUAAAGACCAAUUCUUUUACUAUUUUUAAGGAUCCCCACUGUUUUGAAAUACAUGGCAGCCCAACUAUCGCUAAAUUGUGCAAAGGAAAGUGGUUGCGAUGGUGCAGAGUUACUGAAUUGUCAGAAAGACACUUUUAUAAUUUGUGUUUGCCUUUAUGAACAAAUACAUUUAUUUUAU
This is a messenger RNA of Schistosoma guineensis, 1628 nucleotides long. NCBI's taxonomy places the organism in Eukaryota, Metazoa, Platyhelminthes, Trematoda, Strigeidida, Schistosomatidae. The record is from the annotation of a GenBank genome assembly.